GGGAGAGACGCGGCCGCGGCGGGAGCGGGAGGAGCCGGAGAUGCUGCCAGCCCUCCCGGGGCCGCGCUCGCUCUGCUAUCGCCGCCGAGCCGAGCAGCCUCGUGCUGAACCAGUCGUCCGCUGGGGCCCAUUGCGCCACACUCGCAGCCGGUAGCGCUUCCAGCACCCUCUGCGCUUGGUAGGCGGCCGGGGGGCCCGAGGCUUGUCCGGGGAGGGGGCGAGGGCGGCGCGCAGGCGCCCGCCGCCCGGAAGGCAGGAUGAGCAUCGAGAUUCCGGCGGGACUGACGGAGCUGCUGCAGGGUUUCACCGUGGAGGUGCUGAGGCACCAGCCCGCGGACCUGCUGGAGUUCGCGCUGCAGCACUUCACGCGCCUGCAGCAGGAAAACGAGUGCAAAGGCGCCGCGCGCUCCGGCCAUGAGGGCAGGACCUGGGGGGACGCGGGCACCGCCGUUGGGGGCGGAACCCCCAGUAAGGGGGUCAACUUUGCGGAGGAGCCCAUGCACACCGACUCCGAGAACGGGGAGCAGGAAGAGGAGGAGGAGGCCACGGAAACAGGGGCGUUCAACGCUCCGGUAAUAAACCGAUUCACAAGGCGUGCCUCAGUUUGUGCAGAAGCUUAUAAUCCUGAUGAAGAAGAAGAUGAUGCAGAGUCCCGGAUUAUACAUCCAAAAACGGAUGAUCAAAGGAAUCGAUUGCAAGAGGCUUGCAAAGACAUCUUGCUGUUUAAGAACCUGGAUCCGGAGCAGAUGUCUCAAGUAUUAGAUGCCAUGUUUGAAAAAUUAGUCAAAGAAGGGGAACAUGUAAUUGAUCAAGGUGACGAUGGUGACAACUUUUACGUAAUUGAUAGAGGAACAUUUGAUAUUUACGUAAAAUGUGAUGGUGUUGGAAGAUGUGUUGGUAACUAUGAUAAUCGUGGGAGUUUUGGUGAACUGGCCUUAAUGUACAAUACACCCAGAGCAGCUACAAUCACUGCUACCUCUCCUGGUGCUCUGUGGGGUUUGGACAGGGUAACCUUCAGGAGAAUAAUUGUAAAAAAUAAUGCCAAAAAGAGAAAAAUGUAUGAAAGUUUUAUCGAGUCACUGCCAUUUCUUAAAUCUUUGGAAGUUUCUGAACGCCUAAAAGUGGUAGAUGUGAUAGGCACCAAAGUAUAUAAUGAUGGAGAACAAAUCAUUGCUCAGGGAGAUUUGGCUGAUUCUUUCUUCAUUGUAGAAUCUGGAGAAGUGAAAAUUACUAUGAAAAGGAAAAGUAAAUCAGAAGUGGAAGAGAAUGGUGCCGUGGAAAUCGCUCGGUGCUCUCGGGGACAGUACUUUGGAGAACUUGCGCUGGUAACUAACAAACCUCGAGCAGCCUCUGCACACGCCAUCGGGACUGUCAAAUGUUUAGCCAUGGAUGUGCAAGCAUUUGAAAGGCUUUUGGGACCUUGCAUGGAGAUUAUGAAAAGGAACAUCACCACCUAUGAAGAACAAUUAGUUGCCCUGUUUGGAACAAACAUGGAUAUUGUUGAACCUACUGCAUGAAGCAAAAGUAUGGAGCAAGACCUGUAGUAACAAAAUUACACAGUAGUGGUUAGUCCACUGAGAAUGUGUUUGUGUAGAUGCCAAGCAUUUUCUGUGAUUUCCUGUUUUUUCCUUUUUUUUUUUUUACAUUUACAAUGUAUCAGUAAACAGUAGUGAUAGGCAAUAGGCUUUAACAUCACUUUGUAAAGAGUAGAUCAUAAAAAUAUCAACAUACUGAUAAAUUGAUUUUGUGUUCCACAAAAUUGAAAGGUUUAUUCAGAUGAUUGUAAUAUACUGAAAGUAUCUGUGUCUAAGAAGAUAAUUAAAGGAUGUUAUCAUAGGCUAUUUGUGUUUGUUUUGACUUAUUCAGAUUGAUACGUCAGUGAGUAUGCCCAUGUAAGAAGGAACUUGGCAAUGAAUCAUGCUAUACAGCAUGAUUUCACAUUCUCUUACAACUCAUUGUAUAUAUAGUAAGUACAAUUUGAAUCAUUUUUGUUUUAAAGUUUUUCUGCCUUGAUAAGUUAUGUGCUGGCUUUGGCCUAUUGGUGAAAUGGUAUAAAACAUCAUAUGCAAUUCAAGAACCUUUUAUAUUUUUGCAAUAAAGUACAUUUUGACUUCUUUGGCAUAAUGUCAGUAACCAGUAGUUUUAGGACAGGCGAUUUAGUUGUAAUAGGUGAGAGUCUCUUUUAGAUGAGAGAUCAUUAACAUCUUUUCCUCAUAAAGCAUAUAUCUCUGCUUCCUUUUUUCAAUUACAGUUCCCUAUUCUUUAUCUUUAAAAAAGUGAGUUAGACAUUUAAUGUCACAAAGUUUUUUUAAAGCUUUAAUUUAAAUUAACUUGUUGUCAUCUAAAAGUCUAAGAUUUUAUAUAUAUUACCAAAAAAUCCACACCAAAAAUAAUAUGGGGUCCUUAUCAACAUGCCCACAAGAUAUUUUUUUGUUCUUCACUUGUAUCCAUAUCAUGAUUCUUUCAGAUAUCUGCUCCCAUGGGGUUCCUCCAGGAUGGUAAAAAUAAAUAUAAGCAAAAUCAUACGCAAAGAUAAAAGGAAUUUCUGCCCACUCUGAACAUACCAUUUGGCCUUACCAUUUGCUUUAAUGUAAACUCAAAGAAUGACCUCAACCAGAAUAGAUUUUCAUUGAUAAUUGAUAACUUAUUAUUGGCUACAUAAGAUGAAUUAUUCAGCCAAAGCAAUAUAGCCUUACAUUUCUAACCUAUGUAUAAUCCAAUGUCUGGAGAGAUUAAUUCUAACCAGUUUACUUUUCGGUGAGCAAUUCCAUUUUAGGAAAUGUUUUAAAGAAAUACAUACAUGGGUAAAACUAUUCUGUGGCUAGUGUGCUCUUCUUAGAGAAUGGUUUUGGUCUUACUUGUGUAAUUAAAAUGUGGUUAAAAUAUGUUAACCAGAUAAUGUAUAUAUAAGAAGUUAAAGUAUGUAAAGUGUAACUUCAGCCACAUUUUAGAACACUGUUUAACAAUUUUGUAAACUUUCUUGUAGGAAGAGAGCUGCUUACUAUAUGAAAAUGACUUGUUUUCUAUUUAAUUUUAUUUUAAAAGCCAUGUUAAUAAAUUUAAAAAAAACAGAACCCCAGAUUUCUGGUUCAUCAUUCUGUAUUCUUUAUUCACUUUUUCAGAUUACCUAUUUUGUUGCAUAAGCUGAUGAACUAUUCAUGGAAUAGCAAAAAUGCCUGUUUAAUAAAGAACUCGGAAGCUGUAAAUGCUGGUUACAUUAUUGUUGGUUAUAUUUAAAUUUUCCUUAUAAUGAAGCACACUUUUAUAAUAAACUAUGUGAAUUAUGUUUAA
Molecule: messenger RNA, 3291 nt
Organism: Artibeus jamaicensis (Jamaican fruit-eating bat)
Lineage: Eukaryota; Metazoa; Chordata; Mammalia; Chiroptera; Phyllostomidae
Gene: PRKAR2B
Product: protein kinase cAMP-dependent type II regulatory subunit beta
Exons: 11
Coding region: 258-1517 (419 amino acids)
Biological process (GO): regulation of protein phosphorylation
Cellular component (GO): cAMP-dependent protein kinase complex
Molecular function (GO): cAMP-dependent protein kinase regulator activity
Source: RefSeq, a predicted model, not a curated record